Messenger RNA from Sclerotinia borealis F-4128, 516 nucleotides. The record is from the annotation of a GenBank genome assembly. NCBI's taxonomy places the organism in Eukaryota, Fungi, Ascomycota, Leotiomycetes, Helotiales, Sclerotiniaceae.
AUGCAACUCAUCAACUACCUCCCCAUCCUCGCCGUUCUCUCCCCAGCACUGGGCCUUCCAGCCCCUGCUCCUGCUCCCGCUCUCGCUGCUGCCCCCCUCCCCGCACCCGCCACCAUCUCCAAGAACCCCAACAUCGCACCUAUGUGCACACCACAACUCAACGCCAACACAUGCGUUCUCAACUGGAACACCAACACCAUGGCCGCGAACGACGAUCUAUCCAACAUCAACAACCUCGUUGCCUACGCACGCGUCACCAUCUAUUCCAACACCUGUACUGCUAUUGGUGGAAUCAGCAACGGACUUGAUCAAAAUGUUUAUGUCGACGCUGCGGGAUUCGAGCAACGGAUGUUGCUCCAGAAUAUGUGGGAUGAGGCGAAGGGGUUUAAGGUUCCAAGAUGGAUCUACGAUGGAAAACAGUAUGGGGUUGAGAACUGCUCUUGUUUUGAUGGGCCGCUGUUGGGCGAGCCAAAGGAUACUCAUGUUUGUCAAUUUCCUUUUGAUUGCCACUCCUGA